CAAAAAUUAUUUCUACCUCCUACUCCUGCAAGAACGAAUAUUUGGGUAGAUUCAGUUCAUACAAUUAAGUUGGUAUCUAUUUCAUAGAUAUCUUGCUUAAAACGUCGAUAUAUAUCCUUUGUGUUAUAUUUGGUUAUUUUUUUAUAGAACAUAGUCCUUUUCUUGAUAAACCGCUUUUUUUUUCGUCCCUUAGUUAAACAAAGCCAUCUCUUUGUUUUUGUGUAUGUAUUUGAUUGAUUGGAGGAAUUCGCUUUAAAGAAGAAAAUAGACAAGGAAAUGGAUUACUAUGACAUUGAUGGUAUUCUGUCUGAAAACCAAAAAGUUCCCUGUACCUGCAAUGUCUCUAUUCCGGGAUUAGGACAUGAGGGCCGAGAGGUUCCUGCAGGUUCAAAAGUUGAGUUACCUUUCUGGCUUGCUGAAGUCCUUGCUGUUAAUUCGUUUGUCAGUAUUCAUAUGCCUGCUCCCUUUUCUUCAGUUGUACGCAAUGCUUUAAAAGCAAGUCCUACAAGUGUACUUCUGAGAGACAUUUGUACAACUUACUAUCAUUUUGCCGAAAAUAUGCUUCACGUAAUUUCUGAUCAACAGCUUGCUCAGUUAAGUCUUGAUACACUACGAAAACGAUCUUUAGUUAUCGCCGAUGGUGCUCUAAAUCCUCAUGGAGCUUUGCAACAAAACUCGGACUUUAUCAAUGGACUGGAUGACUUUGAAAAAUACCUCCUGAGAAUCGCACACUCUACUCACCGUAAUCUUAUACAUUGGCAAAACUCUACUGAUAAUUGAUUCCCUUCCCAUUAAUGACAAUAAAUCUCUUUAGCUAACCCAUUCAUGCUCUUUCUACAUUUUAUGUCAUCUAUAAUUAUUACAAGUACUACAAGAUACGACUUAUACAGUCAGCAGCUUAAAGUUUUGGUCAAAACACUGUAUUUUAUUUCUUAAAUCAUUUCCCAUACUAAAUAUACUGGUUAGCUAAAGCUCAAGAGGUUUCAAAGAGACAAAGCAGUAGUUCAUUAGGAAAAAUCAGUAAUAACGCCUUGUCACAGGCUAUUAUCGUCACUGAUGGACUACGCAGACCGUCGUGAUUAUUAAAGUAAGCAUCAUGGUAUUCCACAAAGCCACGCACUUUGUCUUUUGCGAGCGAAAACAACAUACCAAUUACGCAUGGAAAACAGGCAACAUAUGUGUUUUUCCAUCGAAACAUCGAAC
Messenger RNA from Schizosaccharomyces cryophilus OY26, 1203 nucleotides. Its product is annotated as GINS complex subunit Psf3. Gene Ontology annotation, biological process: mitotic DNA replication initiation. Gene Ontology annotation, cellular component: GINS complex. The coding region runs from base 277 to 780 and encodes 167 amino acids. The record is from RefSeq and is a predicted model, not a curated record. Lineage: Eukaryota; Fungi; Ascomycota; Schizosaccharomycetes; Schizosaccharomycetales; Schizosaccharomycetaceae. The transcript is spliced from 5 exons.